ACACGCGCGCGGGAGCGCGCUCAGCACUACUGUAUGAGACACGCGUGAACAAUGCGCGCUCAGACUGGAGUCAUUUCAACAUCACUGCGUGUUUGUGUUGAUGAUUAUUGCUGAAUGAUCUCCACUAGGUGUGAUUGGUAUCGCUGUUUGUGUUUGUGUCGUUGUUUCGUCAUGGUCUCUCAGAGGAAGGAGGAAGAUGUGUUCACUGCUCACUACAGUCUGUGAGGAGGAAAUCUGAAGGAUUUUAACGCUCUGUUUCAGUGUGUGUGUGUGUGUGAGUGAGUGUAAGUGUAAAUGUGUGUGUGAGUGUGUUAUUAAAGUGAAAGCAGCCUGUGAUCAUGCGCGUGUGUGUGAGAUCUGGCUGAUUCUUUAUUUCACUGUCAACCGGAUGAUCCGAAACUUCACGAGCGUCUGUAUAUGGAGUCGUUGUGGAUUAUAUGAUUUUUGGAUGCUUUAUCUGUCAUGGAUUAAAAACACUUGAUUCUGUCGGACCGAUUAAGGAUUUAACCGAUGAGAAACUAUAAAGCAGAAGAAUCACAUACACGCGUUUGCAUUUAUUUAUCUGAUCUGAUGGAUUCGGCGAUUAAUCGGGAUGUUCUUCUCUGAUUGGCUGUAAUCGGGACGUUCGGCUCUGAUCGGCUGUAAUCGGGAUGUUCGGCUCUGGAUGAUUAUGACUACAGCAGCGAACUGGGUGGCGAACGGGGCGAGUUUAGAAGACUGUCAUUCCAACCUCUUCUCUCUGGCAGAGCUGACGGGCAUUAAAUGGCGGUGCUACAGUUGUGGUGGUCUGGGCGAAUUUGGGCCGCUGAUAUCCGCUCCGGCGCAGGAUGACCCCAUUCUGCACAGCUUCAUGCAGUGCGUUCGUGCAAACCUGCUGUGUGUGUGGCGGCGCAAAGUCAAACCUGAUGCCAAAGAGCUCUGGAUCUUCUGGUGGGGUGAAGAACCAAACUUGACGGAUAUUAUCCACCAUGAGCUGCAAGUGGUGGAGGAGGGAUUGUGGGAAUGUGGCCUGUCGUAUGAGUGCCGGACGCUGCUAUUCAAGGCCAUUCACAAUCUGCUGGAGAGAUGUUUGAUGGAUAAAGAUUUUGUUCGCAUUGGGAAGUGGUUUGUCAAGCCACACAAGAUGGAGGAGAAGCCCGUCAGCAGCAGUGAGCACCUGUCGUGCUGCUUCUCGUUCUUCCUGCAUGGCUUGAGCAGCGUGUGCUGCAGCGUGGAGGUGUCGCAGCAUCAGCCGCUGCACCGCGUCACGGAGGAUCAUAUGCGUCUGGUCCAGAGCGGCAGCCGCUCACUGAAGGUGGUGUUGAGUCCGUACGGCCUGUGCGGGACACUGACGGGUCGAGCCUUUAAGAUGAAUGACCCUGCGGUGCGUAAAAUCAUGGAGGACUGGAGUCAUUUCUACCCUGUGGUGCUGAAACACAAAGGGACGGAUGCCGACCUGACCUUUGACCCUCAGGGUUACGCUGCACUCGAGGUCAUCGUAGGAGGAGUGCGGAUGGUUUACCCAGAAGCCUUAGUGCUCGUGGCUCAGAGUGACGCACCUGUGCAGGGUUCAGUCAGAGACCUGUCCAGCUGCGGGACGCCCCUCACACCACCCAGCUCACCGGGACAGCACUGCUCAGGAGAUGCUGGCUAUCAGACGACCGUCUGUAUGUCUAGCCAAGAGAAUGCCCCAAACUCCAGCCCAAAGCAUUCUGGGAGAAAGCUCAUGUAUCAGAUACUCCAUGAGGCCUGUAGGGAAUGUUACGUCGAUCCACUUCAGCGCAACAGCGCUCGGUCCGACAGCAUCUGGGGCCUUUCCAGCCCGAGAGAGAGAGUUUCCUGCGGCUGCUACAGGGUGAAGCAGCAGCAGAUGAACAGCACAACUGUGUCUGCCGGCUCCAUCCCUCCACCCUCCACCCAAAAACACAAGGCAGUCGAAAAGCCCGACAAACCCGAGAAGGGCCCCAAACGUGUGUCUCAGACGCCUUUCCACCACCGCGUGUCUGCGGAUCCGCGGCUCUCCUCGGGGCCAGAGCUCGUCCUGAUGCCUCUGGAUGCUCCCUUAUCAGACUGCAAAUACUCCAAACCGCCGUCCGCUGCUGGAAAAGCCCCCGAGUCACUUGUUCAUUCUCCCGUAUCACCACUUCCGCCCACACUGAGCCCCCAUCCGCGGGACCACGAGGCCCCUGUGGGCCUCUCCGACUGUCUGGAGGGGCCGUCAGGACUCACGCGUGUGGAGGCAAGUGAGAGCAUGCGGUACGGGACGCCUCUGGGCACAAAGGACACCACCAGCGAAUGGUGGCGAAGCUACAAGAUUCCCACAACAGACAAGAUGGAAUUUAGACCUCUGGAUCUUUGCUGCAUCUCAGAGGAGAAUCGAACGGAGAGUGAUGGAGCCGCUCUCAAGAGGCUGUUCACUCAGAUGCAGAAGAGAUUAAAGAUCUCAGAGGAGCACGUGAGGAAGGACAUACCGACACAGGCUGGAGCGGAAGAUCCCGCCGAUGAUCCAUAUGACUUUAAAGAGGGAGACAUUGAGUACAGCUUCCCUGCCACCAAAAAGCUGAAAGGACUGAGCCGAGACCCCAACCGCAAAUCUAAGGCUGAGGAGGUGAAUGGGAACAGCGUGGUUCCUGAGGGGAAAGAUGCCAUGUCCAUCUUUAGUUCAUCCCCACAUUCAGAAGAGUCAAAUCCAGAUGAAUCAGAUGACACAGUGAAUCCUCCCUUGACCAGAGAGAAAGAUCUCAUUGUGCUCAUCUCUGACCUGGAGAAUAUCUUUGGGGAAGAAGAUGAACUAGCGAGCACAUUUCCAAACCAGCAGUCAUCCAGGACUGGGGCCGUCACAGUGGAGGAGCGGCCACUAGGAGUCGAGGGGAGAGCUAUAGCACCGUAUCCCUCAACAGUAGCAGAGCUCCAGCGCAUGUUCCCCACACCUCCGUCUCUAGAGCAGCACGCGGCCUUUUCUCCCAUCAUGACGUACCGCGACACACCCAGCCACGAGCCGGCCGGCCCCUCAGCGGGUCAGGAUCAGUCCGGCACCUCUCAGCCCAACAGCCAGCUUGCAGACUUCAAGAUGGAAGUGGAAGAAGACAUGAUCAGCCCCAUAGCCGAGGAUCUGCUGAUUGGUUGCUCCAUGUACGCCCCACUGCGUUCCUUACCCAGCCAGUGUUUGCCUGCUCUUAAAAUCCCUGAGCACUGCUUCUACAGACCGUCCUGGGCUGAUAUGACCAAGAUGGAGCAGCACUGCCUGACCUCUCAAAAUCCCUUCGGCAUCAGCGGUGCUCUUCUGGAGCAGGACUUCACUCCCAUGGCCACUGGCACCGCCGCAGGCAUCCUGCCUUCCCCUGGUACCUCUCGCUUCUCUGUGCCGACACCUCGUACCCCCCGUGGUGGGCAGGGCUCCGUCAGACAGGAUGGUACUGAGCUCAGCUCACCAGCGUCAACCCCCUCCACCAGCGUGCCGCUCAGCUCGGUUGAGCUGUCUGUAUCGGGAGCGCUGCUGCCUGAGGCGCACAGUCUCUACGUUAUACUGCUGCUGUCUGACUCUGUCCUGAAUAUUUUCAAAGACCGCAACUUUGACAGCUGCUGCAUCUGUGCCUGUAACAUGAAUGUUAAAGGGGCGGAUGUUGGUGUCUAUAUCCCAGACUCCACCUGUGAGGACCAGUAUCGCUGCAUGUGCGGCUUCAGUGCGAUCGUAAACCGAAGGCUGGCACACGGGGCGGGCCUCUUCCUGGAGGAUGAGCUGGACAUAUUUGGCCGUGGCUCUGAGGCAGGCCGGGCAGCAGAGAGGAGACUGGCACUGUGCAGACGAGACCCUUCCGGCCGAAGAGUUCAGGAACAACAGACGCCCUCCGCGGUGAUCUCUCUGCUACAGGAGCAGUGCUCUCAGCCAAUCAUAUCCCUGACCUCCCUGCACAGAUCACCUGGCUGUUCUUGUCACGGGCGCCAGGGGGUGCUGAUGCAGAGCUGGGCAAUGGACAGGCUGUGGGCAGACAGCAGUGAUGCAUGUGUGGAGUGUUAUAACGCGCUGGUGCAGGGACUGCAGUAUGUGGACAAUGCAGCUGGAGGGAAGGUGGAACAAGCUACAGUGAGAAGUAGUGCACUGCACGCCUGGCCACAGACCAACGUGUUGGACAUCAGCAAGCUGUCCUCUCAAGAUGUGGUGCGGAUGCUGCUGUCUCUCCAGCCAUUCCUGCAGGAUGCGAUCCAGAAGAAGAGGACAGGCCGGAGCUGGGAGAACAUCCAGCACGUUCAGGGUCCUCUCACAUGGCAGCAGUUCCACAAGAUGGCUGGACGAGGUUCAUAUGGUUCUGAGGAAUCCCCAGAGCCUCUGCCGAUCCCCAGCGUGCUACUGGGAUAUGAUAGGGAUUUUCUUUCUCUGUCUCCACUGGCUCUUCCCUUCUGGGAGAAGUUUCUGUUGGAGCCGUACGGAGGUCAGAGGGAUGUGGCCUUCCUGGUACUGUGUCCCAAUAGUGACGCCCUGCUCAGCGGCACCAAAGCUUUCUUCCAAGAUCUCAGCGCUGUCUAUGAGACGUGUCGGCUGGGGAAGCACCGGCCGCUGGCACGGGUGUCCAGAGACGGGAUUGUCCCAGUGGGAUCAGUGGAGUGUGAGGAGGAGACAGAUGAUCAGUGGUUCUCAGGGCUCUGCGCUGGACAACAUCAGGAGGAAAAUCUCAACAAACUCAAACUCUACACACACACCUGCAGACACACACUCGUGCCGCAGCUCUCUGCCCUGACGCUGGACAGCAGCCUCCUCCUGCCCCCAAAGCCUCCACCUGCUUUUGUUCCUCUCGCCACGCCAGCAACCACUCAACAGCCUGCUGCCGCUGAUGGAGACGGACACUCAGGAAACACCCCUAACCCUACGGGCGGCACCACGUCCCAGUCCAGCAGCACAGAAGCAGGACAGGGGGUUACGGGCGACUUAAACACCACACCAUCAGCAGAGAGCGCUGAGAGCUCAGCAGAGAGGGAACGGAUUGGCAUUCCUACAGAGGCGGAGUCAGCAGACAGCCACGCCCACCCACCCGUGAUCGUGCUUUAUGUGUUGGAUUCCUUCCUGUGUUCGGGGGCGGGGUCAGGGGACGAAGAGGGCAGGGAUAGCGUGGAUGCGGGCAGCGUGUGGCUUUUAGCGCUGCUGCGCUGCUACACGGACAUGCUGAGCGAGCUGCCAGAGAGCAUUCGGCCAGCGCUGGUGCUGCAGGUGUUGCCGUGUCAGUAUCUGUUGCAGCCGGCCAGCGGAGACAGUCCUGUGUACCUGCAGCAGCUGCGAUCGCUGGCCUUCUCCACAUACUCACAAAGCCGCCGCCUGUUACCCACACAGACGCACAUCAGGUCCCUCACUGGAUUCGGCCCUGCGGCCACUGUACAGUCAGUGCUCAGGAGCCCAGAGAGCCCCGGUGUUAUGCGUCUGUAUUCCCCACCUUUCAUUCUGGCUCCGACACGCAGCAAACCGUCUGAGGCGGGUGACGUAUGUUCGGACGCUCCUUCACGCUGUAACGUGCUGUUUGUGGGAUACUGUCUGUCGCAUGACCAGCGCUGGAUCCUGGUGUCCUGCACAGACCAGCAGGGGGAGCUGCUGGAGACCUGCGUCAUCAACAUCGAUGUGCCCAACAGAGCUCGGCGGCCGAAGUUCUCUCCUCGGAAAAUUGGCCUCCAAAAGUUAUGGGAAUGGUGCGUAGGCAUUAUUCAGAUGACCUCACUGCCGUGGAGGAUCGUGAUUGGUCGUUUGGGAAGACUGGGCCACGGGGAACUGAAAGACUGGAGUGUGCUGCUGGGCGAGCAUUCGCUGCAUUCAAUUGGCCGUCAGCUGCGGGAAGCGUGUCGUAUGUGUGGUUUGUCCGCUGCUGAUUCGCCCUCCAUUCUCAGCGCCUGCCUGGUUUCCAUGGAGCCGCAGGGAUCUUUUGUGGUGAUGCCAGACGCAGUGACGAUGGGCUCAGUGUUCGGCCGCAGCACCGCUCUGAACCUGCAGACGUCUCAGCUCAACACUCCUCAGGACGCGUCCUGCACACACAUCCUGGUGUUUCCCACCUCCUCCACCACACAGGUGGCGCCGAGCACCUACCCGACCGAAGACAACCCCGAUGACAUGUUCGGUUUGCCCUUCCCCGAUGAGCUGGAGAGUGACAUCGGCCACGACGACAUGAUGCUGCUCACAGGAACGCUGCACCCGUCGCCCAGCGCGUCCCCCGUCCCGUCCCCAGGGUCCCCGAGCACCGGCUCUCACUUCCAGCAUACGCGGAGUCAGAGCGAGCGUUUGCUGUCCCGGGACUCUCCGGAGGAGCUGAAGCAGCAGCCGCUGGCUCUGGGAUACUACGUGUCCACGGCUCCGGCCGACGGGCUACCGCACUGGUUCUGGGCCUCCUGCCCGCAAGCGCAGCAUCAGUGUCCGCUCUUCCUCAAGGCGUCUCUGCAUCAUCACAUCUCCAUCGCUCAGACGGAUGAUCUGGUGUCUCUGCGCAUUCACCCGCUGGACUCCAAAACCACCUCAGACGUGCUCAGGUUUGUUCUGGAGCAGUAUAACGCUCUGUCCUGGCUCACCUGUGAUCCCGCCGCACAAGACCGGCGUUCCUGCCUUCCCGUUCAUUUCACCGUCCUCACGCAGAUGUACAACGGUAUCCUGAAACUCCUGUAGAGGAGCUCACGCACUGAUUCUCCUCCGCUUCUCAUGAUGAGCUGGGAACGCAUGAGGUUUUUGUGCUUGAGAAAGACAGACACACUUCUGAAAUGAAGUGUGAAGAUGGAAUAUAAUCAUCAAUGUAAAAACAGAGCUCAGCAUCAUCAUGUGGGUGAUUUGAUUCAUUCGUUCAUGUGAGAGACUCUGAUCAUCUCCAGCACGGUUAAAGGAGACGUUAGAACUGAAAUAUAUUAGAAACGAACAACAAAAUGGCACUUUUAUGAUCCAACAUUGGACUGACAAACUUGAUAAGCAACGUCUGACAGUUGUUUAAAAUGUUCAUAGUGUAAGAGUAACAUUUACAGAGGAUUAUUUUUAUGAAACAUUUGAAUAAAAUCAAUCAAGGCCUUUUUUCUAGAUUCACAGCCUUGAGAUCACACAAGCAAAUUCUAAUUUUAAAUAGAACUAUGAGAUGCUAAAAGGCAUAUUUAUAUAUGAAAUGUCUUUCUAAUGCCGCUGUGGCGCACAUGAUGACCGCUGUGCUCGGUUUACAUCUGAACAGUUUUCCAGAGGAUGACGCAUUAUAAAACAUGUAUGAAUGACGAUGCAUUACUUUUUAUUUUCUGUUAUGAAAUGUCUUCAAGCCUUUUCUUAUUUAAUAACUUAACUAAAAAUGCAGCACAAAUUAUAUUUAUAAUGCAUUUUCUGUUAAAUAAACUUGAAUAGGCAAUAGAGUUAAAUCAGCAUAUAUCAGCAUAAAACUUGCAUAUGCAUUAUUUGCUAUUUGCUUUUUAAAGAUGUCAGAUCGGUCCAUCGACAGCGACCUGCGUUUGUACUUUCCUGCAUGUUUUGUAAAUACACUUUUCAGCAGUGUGUUUUGAUAUUUCUUAAAACUGUACAUUUCAUGUCAGUUUGUUUUAUUUUAUUCUACAUGACUCCUAUGAAGUUUUUUUUAUUGAUUUUUUUUUCUCUGCCUUUUUGAAAUAUUACCACACAUCAUUAUUGAAUAACUUAUAUAUAUGUGUGUGUAUAUAUAUAUAUAUAUAUAUAUAUAUAUAUAUAUAUAUUAUGUUAUUCAUAUUAUGUUAUUCAAGUGCAGCAAAUAUGACUCUUAAUGUACCAAUAAAAAGCAUUUGUUAUACCAACCAUCAUUUGAAAUAUCAAGCCGAUGUGACAACAGAGUGAUUUGUAUCUUUUACACGUUUUUUUUUUUUUUUAAAGUAAAUGACAUAUGAAUGUU
Molecule: messenger RNA, 7835 nt
Organism: Ctenopharyngodon idella (grass carp)
Lineage: Eukaryota; Metazoa; Chordata; Actinopteri; Cypriniformes; Xenocyprididae
Product: mediator of RNA polymerase II transcription subunit 13-like
Exons: 31
Coding region: 665-6613 (1982 amino acids)
Biological process (GO): regulation of transcription by RNA polymerase II
Cellular component (GO): mediator complex
Molecular function (GO): transcription coregulator activity
Source: RefSeq, a predicted model, not a curated record